Pseudozyma hubeiensis SY62 is the source of this 906-nucleotide messenger RNA. RefSeq names its product superoxide dismutase. Gene Ontology annotation, molecular function: superoxide dismutase activity; metal ion binding. The coding region runs from base 1 to 906 and encodes 301 amino acids. The transcript has a single exon. Gene Ontology annotation, biological process: superoxide metabolic process. The record is from RefSeq and is a predicted model, not a curated record. Lineage: Eukaryota; Fungi; Basidiomycota; Ustilaginomycetes; Ustilaginales; Ustilaginaceae.
AUGGUCGUUGCACCUCUCGUCCGCUCAGGACGUCUCGCAUCGCGUGCGCUUCGCACGGCAACCUCUGCCUCUUCCUCGUCCACAGCUUCGCCGUCCUCCUCUUCCAACCUUCGCACACUUCACACCUGUCCACCGACACCCGAGUUGCUCUCCCAAGGUUGUGCACCGUUCCUCUCAUCACCUACCAUCAACCAGAUCUCCCAAACCUGGCAAUCCGGUCUGCUCGAGCUGCUCAACCAAGAGGUGCGCGAUACCGAGCACGCCUCCUCUUCCAUCGUCGAAACCGUCAUCUCCCUCUCCCAGAAUCGUGAAAAGAUUCUCGCCUUCAACUACGCUUCCCAGGCACUCAACAAUGCCUUCUUCCUCUCCACUCUUGCACCACAGGAUCGGCUGAGGAACCCUACACCUUUGCCCAAAGUUGCCACUGCUAUCUCCAAGAGUUUCGGUAGCUUCCCUGAAAUGUGCCUCGCAUUCUCCUCCGCUGCUUAUGGUAUGAGCGGAUCAGGUUGGGUAUGGCUAGUGACAGACCAACACAGAAACCUCGGUGUAGUCCCAACUUUCGGUGCAGGAACUGUUAUUGUUCAAAACAGAAUUCAACAGGGAAAACACUUUUCCCUGCCCAGCAUCAACGAUCAUUCCACCACCGGUUCCGAUUCUCCCAAACAAUCCCAAGAGCGCCCAACAAGACCUGCAGACUCCCUAUUCACAGGCCUCGGAAUCACCGACAAAGUAGGCAAGGACCUCUACCCCCUCUUGAACAUCAGCGUCCACGAACACGCCUGGUUGAACGAUUACGGCAUCAUGGGCAAGGAGGAAUAUCUCACGAGGUUUUGGAACUGCGUCAACUGGGACAAGGUCGAGGAAAGGUUCGAGUCGUACUGCCCGCAGUCUUCGCGAUACCUCUAG